AUGGCUCAGCUGGUAGAGUGCGUUCCGAACUUCUCGGAGGGUCGGGACAAACAGGUGAUCGAUGCGAUCUCUGCAGCGAUCUCCGGCACGACGGGCUGCAGCAUGCUGGACGUCGACGCCGGCGUUUCCACCCACCGCACCGUGUACACAUUUGUGGGGUCGCCGGAGGCCGUGGUGCAGGGGGCGCUGAACGCCGCGCGGCAGGCCUUCAGCCUCAUUGACAUGAGCAAACACUCAGGUGAGCAUCCUCGCACUGGAGCGCUAGACGUGUGUCCCUUCAUCCCCGUCCAGAACGUCUCCAUGGAUGACUGCGUACACUGCGCCGAGGUCUUCGGAGAGAAGCUGGCAGAGAUGCUGAACAUCCCCGUGUAUCUUUAUGGAGAAGCUGCACAAAGAGAAACGAGGAGAAGUCUUCCGUCUGUCCGAGCCGGAGAGUACGAAGCUUUACCUGACAAGUUGAAGCAUCCUGAUUGGUUGCCUGACUUCGGCCCCUCCGUGUUUGUGCCAUCGUGGGGCGCCACGGUAACCGGUGCUCGCAAGUUCCUCAUCGCCUAUAACGUGAACCUGAUCGCCACCAAGGAGCAGGCGCACCGUAUCGCGCUGGACAUCCGGGAGCAGGGCCGCGGAAAAGACCAGCCCGGCCGGCUGCAGAAGGUGCAGGGGAUGGGCUGGUUCCUGGAGGAGGACAAUAUUGCUCAGGUGUCCACCAACAUCCUGGACUACGAGCUGACACCCCUCCACGCCGUGCACCAGGAGGUCUGCGGUGUCGCUGAGGCGCUGCAGCUGCCAGUGGUGGGAUCCCAGCUGGUCGGGCUGGUUCCUCUGAAGGCUGUUCUGGACGCCGCCGACUUCUUCAUCCACAAAGAGCGACUGUUCAUCGUGGAGGAGGAGCACAAAGUCCGGCUGGUGAUCAGUAAACUCGGCCUCGACUCUCUCGGCCCGUUCAACCCAAAGGAUAGAAUCAUAGAGUACAUGGUGAGGUCACCAGAGGACAGCCGUCUGGUGUCUCUGUCUCUGCAACAGUUUGUUUACAGUGUCGCCGCCCGCACGCCGGCGCCUGGAGGAGGAUCAGUUUCUGCCGCCAUCGCUGCUCUGGGGGCGGCGUUGGGUGCCAUGGUGGGUCAGAUGACGUACGGGAAGAGACAGUUUGAGAACCUGGACGGCGUGAUGAGGCAGCUGAUACCUCCAUUUCAUCAGGCCGUCAGCGAGCUGCUGCUCAUGGUGGACGCCGACUCGUCUGCCUUCAACAGCUACAUGACGGCGCUGAAGUUGCCAAAGAAAACCACAGAGGAAAUAAAAAAGAGGGAGACUGCGAUGCAGGAGGGUCUGCAGAGGGCGGUGAGCGUGCCCUUGGCUCUGGCUGACAGGAUCAGCGUCCUCUGGGCGCCUCUUAAAGAAAUGGUCAUCUACGGAAACAUCGCCUGCAAAUCAGACGCUCAGGUGGCAGCUAAAGCUUUGGAGACAGCUGUUUUUGGUGCGUAUUACAACAUCACCAUCAACCUCAAAGACAUCACCGAUGACGCCUUCAAGAUGGCCACUCAGAAGAGAGCGGCGGUGUUGCUGCAGGAAGCAAAAGAGAGCGCCGCCGCCGUGCUGCUCGCUGCUGACGACAGGAAGUGAAUUUAUCUUCUUCUUCUACAACUUUUAACCUCAGAAUCUGGGACUGAGUGAUCAUCAACUUUCGGUUUUGACACAAAAUGUUAUUUACUGGAUUAAAACAUAAAACAUAUCUUUAUAUUUGUAUAAUUAUUUAGCUUUAUUGAAAACUUUAAUUUACUUUAAGAAUUUAAUGAA
Messenger RNA from Cottoperca gobio, 1794 nucleotides. It is a transcript of the gene ftcd, whose product is annotated as formimidoyltransferase cyclodeaminase. Lineage: Eukaryota; Metazoa; Chordata; Actinopteri; Perciformes; Bovichtidae. The record is from RefSeq and is a predicted model, not a curated record. Gene Ontology annotation, molecular function: transferase activity; folic acid binding. The coding region runs from base 1 to 1620 and encodes 539 amino acids. The transcript has 14 exons.